Messenger RNA from Mugil cephalus (flathead mullet), 2186 nucleotides. RefSeq lists its product as uncharacterized. The transcript has 5 exons. NCBI's taxonomy places the organism in Eukaryota, Metazoa, Chordata, Actinopteri, Mugiliformes, Mugilidae. The record is from RefSeq and is a predicted model, not a curated record. The coding region runs from base 255 to 1802 and encodes 515 amino acids.
UCUCAGGAUAGAAUGGAGUGAAGUCCUCCUGGCCCUCACUGAUGAUGUCACAUUCCGUUAGUCCCCCACUGAUGAUGUCACAGUCCAUUAGUGAGUCCCUGAUGAUGUCACAGUCCUGUGGUACCUGAGCAUUCCGGAGGGGUAUAAAUAGCUCACGGAAUCAUUUCAUCUUCAGUUCGUAUUCAUUACACUGACAAGUCGUGAUUACAAGCCCUUUUUUCGAAAAGACUUUUUUCAAAACGCAAUUUUGAGUGAUGGCAGCCAAGAGAACCAACGCCAUGAACCAAACACCAAACAGUCCACAGGAACCAACUACAGUGGACGUGAUUCACCAUGUUGUGAAUUCCUACAUUGGGAUGAUUGACCCCAAGCAGUGGGCUUUUUUGCUCACAGGAGCCCCUGAUGGCAAGACCAGAUACAUCCUGGUAGAGCUGCUGAUUGACUUGGUGGAGCUCAUUAACCAAUCAUCGCUGUCAGAGGAGAAGAGGAGAGGAGCUAAACCCUGGGAGUUCCUGUCAUCCGGUUUGGGGGAGACAAUACCUCAAACCUUUCCUCAAAUUCUGGUGGUUCCAGACGAGGUUUUCCAUGAGAUCUUGGACUCCCUGAGGAGCAUCCUCAUCAGAGUAGCGACAGCAGCAUAUGUGAAGUGCAUGCACUUUGUCCGCACUCCCCCUGCGACACCAUGUGGACAGUACAACACUGCCCUCAAAGCACUGUUUGAGGAAAUGGUUGAUCGCAUCAUUGAAAAGCUGUGCAGUGAGAAGAAGAGACUGAUGUCCAAGCAUCAACGUCUCCACCUGAGACUCGUGGCCACUUCCAAACCAACACUCCCUAAAGAAGAAGAUCUGGAGUCAAACAAACCUGGAGUCUGCAACAAUGACGUCCCAGAGAGUUUGGAAGAGACGCCUGAGCCACUUCCCAAAGAGUCUCCUCCUGUGACAGCACAGACGCCCGACGUGACGGACGUCACCCCUGAGGACACCUCUGUGCCUCCGGACACAGCUUCAGUGUCCACCUCUGAACCUGAGGACGCCUCUGUGCCUCCGGACGCAGCUUCAGUGUCCACCUCUGAACCUGAGGACACCUCUGUGCCAGCACAGACACCCGACGUGACAGACGUCACCCCUGAGGACACCUUUGUGCCUCCGGACACAGCUUCAGUGUCCACCUCUGAACCUGAGGACACCUCUGUGCCAGCACAGACACCCGACGUGACAGACGUCACCCCUGAGGACACCUUUGUGCCUCCGGACACAGCUUCAGUGUCCACCUCUGAACCUGAGGACACCUCUGUGACAGCACAGACACCCGACGUGACAGACGUCGCCCCUGAGGACACCUCUGUGCCUCCGGACACAGCUUCAGUGUCCACCUCUGAACCUGAGGACAAGCAGGACGUGAGAGCGGAGGAAAAAUCAUUCGUGAGCGGUGCAGCGGAGAAGCUCAUUUCACGUGCUCUCAAAAAGUCAAAGGUGACCUCCGCUACAGACUCUCUUGAUGACAUCCACCAGCAGAUAUUCACCAAACUCUGGGAGGGUGUCGAGAGUGAAGGUCUUCACAUCAACCAGGACCAGAUGAAGAACAUAGACAAGGCCGUAUUCAAAGACGUCUGCAAGAAUCUGCACUGCUCGAAGUCAUCUCUGUGGACUCUCAUGGUCUUAGAGGAUCCACUGGUAGAAGACGUCAUCUUGUCUUCUUUUAAAAACCAGAUGAAGAGACAAUCCCAGGAACCUGGGACCAUCAAGAAGUUCUUCAGAUCAAUAGGCAGAGCUUUCUGCAGGCCCACAGUACUGGUGUCCUAAAGCUCAACAUCUACAUCAUCAUCGACGAAUCCACCUCAGAGCUCAACCAGGAAGUUACCAACUUCCCCUCCCCUUCCCUUCCACUGAUUGCUGCUUGUCAGAGAGCAGUGGAGGGGUUGGUCUCUUCCAUCUGGGGACACCUCCUCUUCCGCUAGUUGCUGCUGGUCAGAGAGCAACGGAGGAGGGGGUCACCUAGAUGCGGGGACACUUCCUGUGCCUGCCUGCAGGAUUUGAGCUCGUAUCGUCGUCUUGAUGGACACCAGUACCACCUGACACCUAGAGGGCCAGGGAUCCAUUCCCUGCACCACCUGUUCUGCUGCUGCUGCUGAGGACGUCUCUUUAUCUGCUAACUAUUAGCAAAAUUAAAAAAAAAAAAAAAAAAAA